This is a messenger RNA of Parascedosporium putredinis, 1194 nucleotides long. NCBI's taxonomy places the organism in Eukaryota, Fungi, Ascomycota, Sordariomycetes, Microascales, Microascaceae. The record is from the annotation of a GenBank genome assembly.
AUGGACGCCCAUCUCAAGAAGAGGAUCCACCCCCACCACUGCGUGCCCGUGUCCCGCUCCGAGACACCCGCCGGCGAAAAGGCCAAGAAAUGCGCCAGCACCAUCUUCAACGUCCCGGCCAAGGGCCGGCAGGCCCGUGCCCAAGCUUUUCACCCCCUCACCAUCCGCGGCGUGACGAUGCAGAACCGCAUCUGGGUGAGCCCCAUGUGCCAGUACAGCGCCCACGAGGGCUUCCACAACCUGUGGCACACCACGCAUUACGGCGGAAUGGCCCAGCGCGGCCCCGGCCUCGUCAUGCUCGAAGCCACCGCCGUCCAAGCCAACGGCCGCAUCACCCCCGAAGACUCCGGCAUCUGGCUCGACGCCCACGUCGACGAGCUGCGCAAGCACACCCAGUUCGCCCACAGCCAAAACGCCCUCAUCGCCAUCCAGCUCGCCCACGCCGGCCGCAAGGCCUCCACCGUCGCCCCUUGGCUCAGCUCCGCCGCCGUCGCCACCCACGAGGCCGGCGGCUGGCCCGACAACGUCUACGGCCCGUCCGACGUGCCCUUUGGCGAAAACUACCCCACCCCGCGCGCCAUGACCCUCGCCGAGAUCGACCAGCUCAAGGAGGAUUUCGUCCUUGGCGCCCGCCGCGCCGUCGCUGCCGGUUUUGAUGUUGUCGAGCUCCACUUUGCCCACGGCUACCUCGUCUUUGAGAACCGCACGCGGCUUGCCCUCGAGCUCGUGGAGGCCGUCCGCGCCGCGUUGCCCGAGGAAACGCCCCUUUUCGUCCGUAUCAGCGCGACCGAGUGGCUUGAUACGAACCCGGACUAUCAGGGCGAGAGCUGGACCCUCGAUGACACCGUACGGCUUGCGCACCUCUUUGCCGAGCGCGGCGUCAAGGGCGGACCCGGCUACCAGGCCCCCUUCGCCAAGGCCAUCAAGCGCGCCGUCGGUGACAAGCUGCUCGUCAGCACAGUCGGCAGCAUCAAGGACGGCGUGCUGGCCGAGGAGCUCAUCAGCGGCGGUAAGGAUGAGAAUGAUACCCCGGUUGAUCUCGUCGCCGCCGGCCGCAUGUUCCAGAAGAACCCUGGUCUCGUCUGGCAGUGGGCCGACGAUCUCGGUACCUCCAUCCAGGUCGCCCACCAGAUCGGCUGGGGAUUCGGCGGAAGGGGUGGAAAGACCAAGACCCCCGUAUCUAACAUUCCCUAG